GCAUGCGUGUGGGCUGGAAAGGCUUUAAUACUAGAUCAGUGCAAACUGCUUGUGCGGCUGAGCUCCAUCCAUCAUGAUGCGGGGGGAAUCCGGAUAUUGAUUGCAGUUUUUGGGGAGAAGCUGUCAAAGUUUACCCGGAGGCUCUGCAGGGCCAGAGUGGUCACCAUCCGGCCAGCCUGCACGGACUCUCCGCUCCCAGUUUGUCAACCUGCUGACUCGCAUCUUCUGAUCGUCGCGUCGGGGUCCAGUGAUAACUUCACUUGGUAACAAGUUCGGAUGUGGCAAGCAAACUGCAGACGGAUGCAUAAUAUAGCAGACUGGAUAUCCGGGACAGUGAUGGGAGGCUGUGUGGGGAGGAAUAGGAUGGAUGGACAAGGGAGUGCCCCAAGCUCGACAAGGAGCAAAAAACGUGGAGGACGCAAUGAGCCCCUCAAGAAGGAGCGUCCAAAGUGGAAAAGUGAGUACCCAAUGACGGAGGGCCAGCUGAGGAGUAAAAGGGAUGAGUUUUGGGAUACUGCUCCAGCCUUUGAUGGACGGAAAGAGAUCUGGGACGCACUCAGAGCAGCGGCCCUGGCUGCAGAGUGCAAUGACCUGGAGCUAGCACAAGCUAUAGUGGAUGGAGCCUGCAUUACUCUGCCACACGGCUCUCUCACAGAGAGUUAUGAUGAACUGGGCAACCGCUAUCAGCUCCCGGCCUACACUUUAGCCCCACCUGCCAACCUCAUCACUGAAACGUCCAGUGACAGCAAAAGUUCUGAAUCCACACAAAAACAAACUCAAGCACCUCCAUGCAGACAAGAGUUCCAACUCCGGGUGCGAUUGUCAACAGGAAAGGAUGUGCGUCUGACAGCCAGCAUGGCCGACUCCAUCGCUGAGCUCAAGAAGCAAUUGAAAGAACAGGAAGACAUUGACGUGACCCGCCAAAGGUGGUUCUUUUCUGGGAAGCUCCUGACUGACAAGACUCGUCUGCAAGACGCCAAGAUCCAGAAGGACUUUGUCGUCCAAGUGAUUGUUAAUACGAACCCUCCUGUCAAAGGUAACUGAGGAGUGAGACACAGGGCCACGGAGUGAAGAAAAUAUAAAGGACGUGCCAGAGAGGGCUGCAGGAAUAGGAGUAGAGCUUGAAAUCGUUUUCAAGUUGGUAUUGCAGUGGAAUUUUGUGUACAUUUUUAUAUAAGAAAAUAUUGCUUUUAUAUUGCUCCUUUUUGUAUUUUUUCCUUUUUUCCAAAUGAAGCAAGAAUAUUAAAAAGCACUGAAACACUUUAGAUUAAAAGUAGAAUCCUAAGAUGCACAUCCCAGUGUCUGUCUGUCCGUCUGUUUGUGUGGACAUCAACUCACAGCUCUAUUGUUUACACGCCUCCUUGUCAUGUGUAUUAUUUGUGCUUAUUGAUAAACGGAAUAUGG
Molecule: messenger RNA, 1404 nt
Organism: Larimichthys crocea (large yellow croaker)
Lineage: Eukaryota; Metazoa; Chordata; Actinopteri; Sciaenidae
Gene: ubtd1a
Product: ubiquitin domain containing 1a
Exons: 5
Coding region: 277-1044 (255 amino acids)
Molecular function (GO): protein binding
Source: RefSeq, a predicted model, not a curated record